AUGGCAAAAUUUGAGAAAAUGUUGGUGGCUUUGUUUAUAUGUGUAGUGGUACUCGUUGGCAACAUCGUCCAAGUGGAUGGCAACUUUUCGAAGAGCAUGUAUCUCACAUGGGGUGUUCAACAUGCAUCGAUUAUGGGCGAAGACCUUCAUCUAGUGUUGGACACAACCUCAGGAUCUGCUGCUAAAUCGAAGAGAUCAUUCUUAUUUGGAAGCAUUGAAAUGCUAAUCAAGCUCAUACCAGGCAAUGCUGCAGGAAUAGUAACAGCCUACUAUUUAUCCUCCACGGGAAGUCAGCAUGAUGAGAUAGAUUUUGAGUUCUUAGGCAACAUUACAGGACAACCAUACACUGUCAAUACCAACAUAUAUACACAAGGAAAAGGAAACAAAGAGCAGCAAUUUUACCUCUGGUUUGACCCAACUGCUGACUUUCACAACUACACCAUUCACUGGAACCCCACGCAAAUUGUGUGGUAUGUUGAUGGUCUGCCGAUUCGGGUUUUUCAGAACUACGAAAAUCACGGUGUUGCGUAUCCAAACAAGCAUGGAAUGAGGGUAUACAGCAGCCUAUGGAAUGCAGAUGACUGGGCAACUAGAGGAGGGCUUGUUAAGACUGACUGGAGAGGUGCACCAUUCAUAGCCAGCUUUCAUCAUUUCAGAGCAAGGGCUUGCAAGUGGAAUGGGGCACUGAGCAUCAAUCACUGUGCCUCCAAUGUCCCUGCAAAUUGGUGGAUUUCUCCCCUAUACAAGCAGCUAAGUUACUCCGAAAAAGGCCAGUUGAACUGGGUCAGAAAGAAUUACAUGAUCUACGACUACUGCGCCGAUUCCAAGAGAUUCAACGGCCAGUUGCCUCCAGAAUGUUCUAAAACACAACUGUAA
Molecule: messenger RNA, 876 nt
Organism: Arachis duranensis
Lineage: Eukaryota; Viridiplantae; Streptophyta; Magnoliopsida; Fabales; Fabaceae
Product: probable xyloglucan endotransglucosylase/hydrolase protein 26
Exons: 4
Coding region: 1-876 (291 amino acids)
Biological process (GO): cell wall biogenesis; xyloglucan metabolic process
Cellular component (GO): cell wall; apoplast
Molecular function (GO): hydrolase activity, hydrolyzing O-glycosyl compounds; xyloglucan:xyloglucosyl transferase activity
Source: RefSeq, a predicted model, not a curated record